CCUGGGUAUCACAUAAAUACUGCCUUCAGGACACCAGAGAAGACAGACAGAGCAGGAGAAGAGGAAACAACAACAUUGCUUGUACUUCAUCGCCUUCAAAGACUGGUCUUAUAGUUUCACAUUUUUACUUUGAUCUGUGACUUGAAACGCUAAUCAUGAGACUUGGAGUCUUGACGUUUCUGGUUCUGGGGACCUGUUCUUUAAGAGCCUGGUGUGUGCCGCUCAAAUCCGUGUAUGUGACGUUCCCUGCAGAUGUGAUCAAGAACAUGACAGACACACAGCUGGCAGAUGAGUACCUGAAGCGUUAUGGCUACAUAGAUGUUCUCCAGAAGAGCGGACUGCAGGCAGUCGUGUCCACUUCUAAAGCACUGCAGAAGCUCCAGAAGCAGCUCGGGCUGGAGGAGACGGGCUCUCUUGACCAGCCCACGAUUGAUGCCAUGAAGCAGCCUCGCUGUGGGGUCCCAGACAUCCGCAGCUAUCAGACUUUCGCAGGAGACCUGAAGUGGGAUCACAAAGACGUUACAUACAGGAUUUUGAACUACUCACCCGACAUGGAAGCCUCUUUGACCGAUGAUGCCUUUGCCAGAGCUUUCAAAGUCUGGAGUGACGUUACCCCUCUGACGUUCACGCGCCUCUAUGACGGCACUGCUGACAUCAUGAUCUCCUUUGGCAAAGCUGAUCACGGCGAUCCCUACCCCUUUGACGGGAAAGAUGGGCUGCUGGCUCAUGCCUACCCUCCAGGUGAGGGAAUGCAGGGAGUAAGAUACAGUCUGUUUCUGGUGGCUGCUCAUGAGUUUGGACAUGCACUUGGUUUGGACCACUCCAACAUCAAAGACGCACUGAUGUAUCCCAUGUACAAAUAUGUAGAGGAUUUCUCUCUGCAUCGUGAUGAUAUUGAGGGCAUUCAGUAUCUCUAUGGACCUAAAACUGGCCCUGAUCCCACUCCUCCAGAACCACAGUUCACCACUUCCUCUCCGAUUUUGCCAACUAAAUCCACCCCGAGUGAGAAAACAACCACUGUUUCUACCACAGUACAUGUCGACCCUUCACAGGAUGCUUGCCAAAUCAAGGAAUUUGAUGCCAUCACUGAAAUCCAGAAAGAGCUUCAUUUCUUCAAAGAUGGGCACUACUGGAAGAUCUCAAACAAAGGAGAACGCAAAGGUCCUUUCUUGAUAUCUGAGAAGUGGCCUGCCCUGCCAGCCGUCAUUAACACAGCCUUUGAGGACCAGCUCACGACAAAGAUCUACUUCUUUGCAGAAAAACAGUUCUGGGUUUAUACUGGAAAUGAGGUGUUUGGACCACGUAAAAUCGAGAAGCUCAGCCUGCCAAGCAACUUGGACAGAGUGGAUGGAGCUGUGCAGAGAGGAAAAGGCAAGGUGCUCCUGUUUAAUGGGGAGAACUUCUGGAGACUUGACGUAAAGGCUCAGAUGAUAGACAGAGGAUACCCACGAUUCACUGACUCCGUUUUUGGUGGCGUGCCCAUUGAUUCACAUGAUGUGUUCCUCUACAAGGGAUUCUUUUACUUCUGCCGGGAGAAUUUCUACUGGAGAAUGAAUGCCAGAAGGCAGGUUGACCGAGUGGGUUAUGUGAAGUACGACCUCCUAAAAUGCUAAGAUGUGCAGUCGCUGUGCACAGUGAAAACAUCCAACAUCCUAACCUGAUGACAGAGCCCUUUUUAAUAGGGAAACCAUUUCUCUUCAGUGUAAAAUGUAGUGAGGAAGACAGCCAGAAUGUAUUAAAUUUAAAGUCUCUGUUAUGGGGACUUUGACUUUAACUGUUAUAGGAAAAGAACUGUUUUAACACUGAAAUGAUCUUAGGCACAUGAAACGGGAUGUUAGGCACAUUUGUCUGUCAGCUUUAACGUGGUCUUAUAAUUUAUUUCAGCUUACUAUAUAACUGCUUUGUCCAUGAUGAGUUUCUUAACAGCACAUUAAGAGAAACUAUUAUCUUGUUCUAUCAAACUACAAUGAGGCACUGCCAGUCUAAUUCUAGGAAUUAACUUUGUUUGUAAAUUGUAUGAGUGGAGUCAUUGUAGCCUAAAUGCAUUUGUUGUCAACAAAGCAUCCAUUCUCUGUGUAUUGACCCCACUCACAUGUUUUUCUAAGCAAAGGUUUAUUUUUAGCCUUAGAGCUAAUAUUGAGAUGUUAUUUAGCCCAGAUUUUGGCAUAUUGUGAAAUCAUUUGCCUGGUGUAAAUGAUAAUAUUAAUAUUAUUAAUUUAAUUUUCCACA
This is a messenger RNA of Sinocyclocheilus rhinocerous, 2229 nucleotides long. Its product is annotated as matrix metalloproteinase-9-like. The record is from RefSeq and is a predicted model, not a curated record. Gene Ontology annotation, molecular function: zinc ion binding; metalloendopeptidase activity. The transcript has 10 exons. Gene Ontology annotation, cellular component: extracellular matrix. Gene Ontology annotation, biological process: extracellular matrix organization; proteolysis; collagen catabolic process. The coding region runs from base 156 to 1613 and encodes 485 amino acids. Lineage: Eukaryota; Metazoa; Chordata; Actinopteri; Cypriniformes; Cyprinidae.